CGAUGGACUACCAGCCCGUCCUCGUCCAGAAACACGCAAGGCCAGCGCCCCCGCGGCACAGCGCAGACUCUCGCUACUGGCGACAGUUCAAGCAUCCCGUCUUCGUCAAGGAGUACGCCCCAGUCACCUCCGUUCACUUCGCGCCCUCCAAGCCACACCGGUAUGCAGUCACCGCCGCCACACGAGUGCAAAUAUACGCACCGCGCACACAGAAGAUCACAAAAACUAUCUCGAGAUUCAAGGAUGUUGCACGGAGUGGGUCCAUACGCGCAGACGGAAAGCUGCUCGUAGCCGGCGACGACAGUGGCCUCAUACAGAUUUUUGACGUCAAUUCUCGUGCCAUCCUCCGAACACUAGAAGGGCACAAACAACCUGUCCAUGUCACCAAAUUCUCUUCUCUUGACCAAACCCAGGUCCUCUCAUGUUCUGACGACACUACCGUCCGACUAUGGGACGUUCCCUCCCAGUCCCCAAUAACCAUCUUCCAGUCCCAUACCGACUACGUCCGUUCCGGACAAGUCUCCACCACUGACCCACAUCUCAUCCUCACCGGCUCAUACGACGGUACCGUCCGAUUAUUUGACACCCGCACAGGAGAAUGCGAGAUGCUCAUGGGUGCAGUGGGAGACUCGCAUGCGGCACACGGCUCUACACCCGUCGAACAGGUCCUCAUGUUUCCCUCUGGGACCGUGGCUCUCUCAUCUGCCGGGUCAAUUCUCCGAGUAUGGGAUCUCGUCGCUGGUGGUCGAUGCACCAGGGCGCUCUCAAAUCACCAGAAGACGGUCACUUCGCUCGCGUUCAACUCGAAUGCGUCUCGAGUGUUGACUGGUGGGUUGGAUCAUAUGGUGAAAGUGUACGAUGUCUCGAAUUAUAAUGUCGUACAUACCAUGCGGUACCCCGCACCAGUUCUUUGUCUUGCUGUUUCUCCUGAUGACACGCACAUAGCCGCUGGCAUGUCCGACGGUACCCUCUCCGUCCGUCGACGCCAGCCAAAAGCCUCAGAAGCCUCAGCCGCAGACGGGCCCUUCUCCGCCGCCUCUCUCCGCGCAGGCACAUUCGAGUCUUUCCUCGGAGGUACGAUACCCAAUCUCGGUCAGCUCCAGAUCAAAGACAAGACAAAAGCGAGGCCGGUAGGGGACGUGGAUGAGUUCAAGGUGGAGACGAAGAGGAGGAAGAGGCUGAAGGAGUAUGAUAGGUUGUUGAAGACGUUCAAGUAUUCUGCGGCGUUGGACUCUGUGUUGCGCAAGCAAAUCCCACCAACGACGACGUUCGCUCUCAUCCAAGAGCUUAUCCACCGUGAUGGAUUGCGCAGUGCACUCGCCGGUCGAGACGACGUUCUUCUCGAGCCAAUAUUACGCCUCCUUCUGAAACAUGUCUCCGACCCACGAUUCGGCGAGAUGGUAUGCGACGUCGCAGGCGUCGUCAUCGAGAUGUACACUCCCGUUCUCGGUCAAUCACCGCUCAUUGACACCCUCUUCCUCCGUCUCCGCAAAAAGGUCGCGGCAGAGCUUCGUUUCCAGAAGGAGCUCGUCAAGGCCAAAGGCGCACUCGACAUGGUCUUCGCGACUGCCGCGCUUUCCGUCUCGUAGCUCACUCCCCAUCCGUUGUAGACGACUGAUUCUGUACGUCUUGCUACAUACGUGUAGCAUGUGUAUCUUAUUUCUUGGCGAAAAGUAUCCUAGAGGGUC
Stereum hirsutum FP-91666 SS1 is the source of this 1688-nucleotide messenger RNA. RefSeq names its product WD40 repeat-like protein. Lineage: Eukaryota; Fungi; Basidiomycota; Agaricomycetes; Russulales; Stereaceae. The annotation marks the transcript as partial. Gene Ontology annotation, molecular function: protein binding. The transcript has 5 exons. The record is from RefSeq and is a predicted model, not a curated record. Gene Ontology annotation, cellular component: nucleolus. Gene Ontology annotation, biological process: rRNA processing; positive regulation of transcription by RNA polymerase I.